Molecule: messenger RNA, 1463 nt
Organism: Bactrocera latifrons
Lineage: Eukaryota; Metazoa; Arthropoda; Insecta; Diptera; Tephritidae
Gene: zuc
Product: mitochondrial cardiolipin hydrolase
Exons: 4
Coding region: 587-1396 (269 amino acids)
Biological process (GO): piRNA processing
Cellular component (GO): mitochondrion
Molecular function (GO): RNA endonuclease activity producing 5'-phosphomonoesters, hydrolytic mechanism
Source: RefSeq, a predicted model, not a curated record
GUGCAUUUUUGACCGCUGCAUCUCGCGAACCUAUAUUUUUUUGCAACUGACAUCAUUUCCGUUUAGCUGCAAUUGUAAGUUUUUGACGAUAACAACAAAUAAAUUUAUUAAAAUGUGUUUUAAACUACAAUAAAUAUACCAAAAAGUGGUGUUAAUCAUUUGAAACAAAAGCUUUUGUACUGUUCGACUGACACCGGCUAGUGCAUGCAUGUUGAUUGCUUCGGUUUGCAAUUGGCCAAUUUUAAAUGUUGAAAUUCAAAGAGUUUUAUUACUAGUGGUUAUUCGUUUUCAAAAUGCAAAUCAUUGCUGAAAGCAAGCAAAGUUAAAUUAGUGAUUUUUUCGGUAAUUUUUAAUUUGUGUGUUACUUCAGUUUUGCAUACAACAAAUUUGUAGGUAAUCAAAUAUCCCCACCCUCCCUUUUGUAGCGCAACAAAAUCCAACAAAAGCAGAGCAAUUCAAUUCUGUCAUUUCAUAUUGUGUAUGUGAGAGUUUUAUUGAAAAAUAUUAAGUGAAAAGUGCAUUCCAUAAAUAAAAUUUAUAAUAUAUUGUGCAAGUGAAAUAUCUUCGAUAUUGUUUUAUUAAAAAAAUGUUGGAGAAUCGAGUGGUGCGCUACACUUUUUAUAGCCUGACUACGGGCAUUUCGGUAGUGUUGUUGUCAGAAAUCUUUUAUCGUGGCUUUUUGUACGUGCGCGAACGUUUGUGGCGUCGCGAUGCAUCUGAUGACGAAAUAGCCGAAGUCAUCUGGACGAAUGAGCUGACACAAAGCUGUGCUGGUGGUCACAUACUAAAAUCACCAGCAGAACGUAAGAGCCCCACAUACGAAAGUCCUGCGAAGGGAAUGGUUGAAAAUGGACAUGUUACGAAAUUACCUACUCCAAAUCUGAGUCCUUCAUGUCAAAAUCGGUAUUGUGCUGCCAAUAAUGUCGGUCGUUUAAUAGCGUUAAUUGAUAAAUCAAAAUAUACCAUUGAUCUAGCAAUGUAUACAUUUACAUCCUAUGAUCUAUCUCAAGCAUUUAUGCGUGCCAUUCGCCGAGGAGUUUCAGUGCGCAUAAUAAGUGACAAAGAAAUGGUGUACUCCAGUGGAUCUCAGAUUAUAACGCUAACGAAGGCAGGCGUGGCGGUUCGUUGUCCAAUGACCACAAUGCUAAUGCAUCAUAAAUUUUGCCUGCUAGACGGACCGAAACGUGCGCGUUCGGUUUUGGGCAAUAUCGGCAAAACAGAUGAUUUACGUAAUGUAAAAGGGGUUCUUAUGUCCGGCUCACUCAAUUGGACCAUGCAGGGUUUUGGUGGCAAUUGGGAAAAUAUUGUAAUCAGUUCCAAUAAAGUGUUGUUGGAACAUUUCGAAGAUGAGUUUCAACGAAUGUGGUUAGCAUUCGCUCCACGUUUGAGUUCGUAAACAUGGAAUGUGAAAGAUCUCAUGUCAUACAUGCCAGUCAUGUCUUUAGUGUGUUGAAGUUGUUAAA